Molecule: messenger RNA, 885 nt
Organism: Hydatigera taeniaeformis
Lineage: Eukaryota; Metazoa; Platyhelminthes; Cestoda; Cyclophyllidea; Taeniidae
Source: the annotation of a GenBank genome assembly
AUGGAGACUGCGCACUUUCAGUUAUCCGUUGUUUCUGCUGAUCAGCGAUUGCCGUCGCAAAUAAUUGAAAUCGAGUCUGAAUGGACGGCCAUCGAUCUAAAGAGGCAUCUGAGCAAAGUUUAUCCAGGAGAACCUCCUAUUGAGAGUCAAAAACUAAUUUUCGCAGGUCGCAUCCUCUCCGACGAUUCUAAACUAAGGGUAGUUAUUGGACAAGAACCAAUCUUGAGAACUGUCCAUCUUGUGUUAUCCCCUUCCGUUGCUAAUAAGGUCAAAGCUGCGAUGGCUGCUCGAAGGGCAGAUGAUUAUCCCUCUGAGGACCUGAAUAAAUUGAAGGAGCAGUAUUUGCAGUACCUCAACGACUAUUAUUGCACCACAAACAGUGAGGCUUUAAUUCCAUCCUAUGACUCGCAAACAGGAAAUGGAAACGAUGUAAUAAACGUCGAGAUAGAGGUUGCGGAGGGAGCGGAACAGCGAGAAGAGAAUGCAUUCCAGCAUCUGGCAAGGGCUUUGGGCUUUCGACCAGCUCAGGAGGCGCCUGAAGUGCAAAAUGUGGAGUUAGGUGGUGAAGAUCCCAUUGAUCUCUUUGAUUUCGCCUACGCCGUAUUUCGUGUCAGCAUCUUAGUUGCGAUUUGUAUCACCUACGCCUCCUGGCAGCGCAUGGCACUUGUCAUUGCUGUGGGUCUGUACGCCUAUUGGUAUGCAAUCACCACCAACAACACCGCCAUCUCAGUUGCUGAGGUCUCAGCAGGCAGUGUCGCUGUGGUCGGACGGAGUCGUGUUGGACAAAUUGCAGAGGCACUUCGAGCCGCCGGGGACACCUCGGUGCGUCUUGUCUGCGCUAUAUUCUCCUCUCUGGUGCCUGAACUCCCCGCGCGCAUUGAUUAG